Messenger RNA from Aspergillus ruber CBS 135680, 3681 nucleotides. RefSeq names its product RTP1/Tango6 family protein. Gene Ontology annotation, biological process: protein secretion. The coding region runs from base 71 to 3493 and encodes 1140 amino acids. NCBI's taxonomy places the organism in Eukaryota, Fungi, Ascomycota, Eurotiomycetes, Eurotiales, Aspergillaceae. The record is from RefSeq and is a predicted model, not a curated record. The transcript has 3 exons.
AUCGCCUCAAUGCCCGAUAUUUGCUGGAUAGACGAGACUGCCCCUGGAGUAUAGUCGACUGUAUUGGAUAAUGGGAGAUCCUAUAGGGACCAAAGAGGCAUUCGCCGCUGCUAACGGAUUUUUGAAACCGGUUCUUCAAAGAGAGGAAAUUCAGAAAUCCCGUGGAAACUCUCUUCUGGAUAUACUCAACAGCAAUCUACCGGAACCAGCUUUGGAUGAUGCUGUGAGGAAUACUGUUAUCGGAGUGGCAUUAGACAUUCUUUCACGCAUCCAUGUGGCCUUCACAGGGGAGGAAGAACAAUCACAAGUCAUCCCCGAGACAGAAGAUGUUGCGCUGGAAGAUGCAAAGCGACGCCGGAUUCUCCAUGCGCUACUAGAUCUCAUAUCUCUGGAGGGUAUUUACCCAUCACUAUCAACCGGAGUGGGAAUACCCCUUCAGCAGAGAGUGAUUACCGUUUUGCCCGCUGGGGUUAUUGCCAAACAGUCUGAUGCGCCCACAAGUGGCAAGCCUCAUGAUGAGUUGCUGUUAGACCGCAUGCUGCUUACACUGUCUGAUAUUACUCUCGAUACGAGGCCUAGCAUACAGCCUGUUGUGCGUGGCCGGAUCCUAAGCGAUAUCAUCAGUGGGUCGCUAGACUUGGCCUUCAAUUCGAAGAGUAUAUCUGCUGAGAGGAGGGAUUAUCAUCAGAACGCUGCUUCAAGGAUCAUUGGAGAUACCCCGAGUUCCGUUCUCUUGCCAACGUUAUCAGCCUUCCUCCAGUCUGAAACCGCACCAUGGUUCAAGGCAAAAAUCUCUAGCUAUAUAUCCCGCAUUCCUCUGCGUCAUGAGGGAGUCUUGCAGACUAUCCUUUUUGUCACGUCCCAAUUCGCGCCUUCGCUGGGUCGUGAAGCGCAGAAUCAAGCAUCCAAUGGACCGCACUUCACUGUGCAGGCUAUCAUGCACGUCUCACGACUACUAUCUUCUGUACCACAAGACAUGAAUCCGGUGGCUUACUUCUCCGCGAUUGCACCUCAGCUCUUGUCAUUGCUUGAUGGAGAUGACCCGGAUCUGAAGAAGACAGCAUCAUAUGUCGUGGGCAGUGGGAUUCUGGGCAAACGGGCGUACGGAGCACCCGGGACAAUAGGACAUACGAUAUUCGUGGAACCGCUCUUUAAAACUUUAACCGCAGAGUUGGAUGCUCUUACGAGACAACGGAUGACAAUUUCUGGCGGUUCAGGUGGCGAUUAUUCAAAACAAGCACUUGUUGACGGAUCCAUGCUGCACCUUGCUGUCGACAGGCUGAAGACUCUGACACUUCAACAUCCGAACCCAGGACUCGUCAAAAGGCUCGUCUAUCCCAUACUUGUUCCUCUCUGGGGGUUGGCCUCUUUCGCCAUGGAGCAGCAACAGGCCACCCUCAAUGAAAAGGUCAUGGCCUUGCUGCAGACAUAUUUCGGCGUGUCCGUAGGUGUGCAACCGUUAAAAAAACUCGUUGAUCAUCUACUGUGGAAUGGAGGCCCUAUGUGGACAUACGGAGUGGAUGCCAAAGGCCAGAUAUCAUUGAAAAAGAGCGAUUCUUCUCAUACGGAUCAAUUCAACGUCAUCCAGCUCAUGGACUCGCUACAGGCUCGCACUGAGAUGUUCGUUAAGUUACUAGGAUCCGAUCCAAGUAGCGAAGAGCGAACAGGAGAUAUAUUCCUGUACGUGAGUGAAACUUGGCUUGUCAAGGACUCAUCUGCACAGCGUCCACUCGAUCAAUUGCAGCUUUCUUCCGAGAAAGAUGAAUCAGAAGUCAUUCUUCAGAAGCUAGUCAGCGCGAAACUAGCAGAGAAGCUUUUGGAUAAUUUCAAGGAUACUCUCUCCCGUCGUCCUCUUCGCGUUCUCGAGCUCAUCAAACAGAUUAUCGAUAGCGAAUCCGGUCGAGUGUCCAUACGGACAAAGACGAAGAAUGCAUCUCUUGCAUCGUUGACCAACAUUGUCAAAAAAGACGAUGAAGAAAAACCAGAAUCGUCAAGCGAAAAUGACUCGAAUGAGUCAUUAUCCACAGCAUUCAGUUUACUUUCUACCGUCCUCGCCUCCCCAGAAUUCGCAGUGUCUAACGAAACACGACCAGUCCUAGAGAUCAUCAAAACACAGCUAGACCUACUAGUCCCACACCUUCCAUCACCACUCACGAAACCAUCAACGACGGCCUCCAUGCUACUCGAUAUACACCUAGCAUCACCAGGGCACAUCAGAACAAACCAAGCAUCAAAAAAUGUUUCCGACCUCGGUAUCCACCGUCAAGCUUUAACAAACCUUACCUCUGACCUCCCACCAGUCCAAGCAGAAGGCUUCUCACUCCUAUCUGAUUUGAUCAAGAAAUCCUCCCCGGUCCUCGAUAUCCCAUCUACCUUAACUCUCCUCUUAUCAAUCAUAGGAAAUGAAUCAGAAUCAGUAGCAAACGAGGAAUUCAUCUAUCUAAACGCGAUCAAACUAAUCGGAACCCUUGCUUCGCGACACCCGCGUACCAUCAUCAAAACGCUCGUCGAUCGAUACACGGACAAUUCCGAAACCGCGACUCUCGACCAACGACUGAAAAUCGGUGAAUCGAUACUUCGUACCGUGCAGGAUCUCGGGGAAGCUCUUACGGGCGAGACGGGCAAGAUACUAGGUGAAGCUAUAAUAUCCGUUGCAGGACGACGAGGUCACAAACCGCAAGGGCAAAAGGCGCGCAGAGAACAACUCGAGAGAGAAAAGCGACAACAAGAGCGUGAAGCUCGCCGGAAGGAGAAGGAAAAUGCCAUGCCACCUGGUUGGAAUGUGACUUCUGCCUCGAUCACGGAAGAAUUAGGAAAACAUCUCCAAGAGCACGAGGAUGAAGAUGAAGAUACUGAAUCACCCGAACAAAAUGCUCACGCUGCAAAUAUUAUUUCCGCCUGGGCUGCAGGUUCCCAGUCAGAUGAAGAACCAGAGGACCUUCGCGUCCGCGCGUCAGCCUUAUCCAUCCUCGCAUCUGCAGUGCAGAUAAAUUUCGCAGGCUUGGGUCCAGAAAUCGCAUCAUCAGCCGUGGAUCUCGCUCUCGCCACACUUACACUAGAGCCUGAUGCUGAAUUUGCAAUCCUCCGUCGGGCAAGUGUGGUUCUGCUCCUUGACAUCCUCAAAGCCCUCGAUACAGCGCGCGAAACACGCGGAAGCACGGGGCUUGGUUUUGGCUUCUCGCUUUCAGAAGAUCCUUUCCGGGGAGCUAAUAAUCCUGGCAAGGGCUCUAUCGGAAAUCUACCGCGUAUGCUCCGGACAUUGCAUUUUGUAGAGGGUCAUGAGACGGAUAGUAUUGUUCGUGGCCACAUUCGGGUUCUGAUCGAGAGUUUUGAGGCUUGGACGGACAAGUCGCUGCUGUGGGGUAUUGGGGCACGGGGGAGAGAUGAGGAACAAAACGAGCCGAGAUUCGAGCUGGGUGAUAGGAUUGCUGGGUUGAGUGUUGAUCCUUUGGCUGGAAGGAGUGCGCGGCCGAGAAUCGAGGAGAUUGAGUAGGAUGCUUUCAUGGUCUCCGUUAGACUAGAACUGCUUGUUGCGAGUAGAUUGAGUAUGCAGGUACAUUUUACAUCCAUUUUACUCAUAUUAUUAGCUAUGUUAGAUUUAGUGCAUAUGUGAUUAAAAGUAGGGAACAUCCCAUCCCAUAACCGCAAUCCUAUGGCAACCCAGAAAUAAACAUUGAAAAU